AUGAUUCCCGCUCCAUUGCCUCAUCGCGUUAGACUCCUUCCAUGUUCCCCUUCCCACUCCACCCCCCUACCCUACCCACCUCCCCCCCUUUUUUCCUCUCCCUCCCCCAUUCCAUCCCCCCCCCCACCCCCCUCCUCCCCUCUACUCCCCCCCUCCUCCCUGCGCCUUCCCCGUCUUCCCGCAUUCUCCCUCGCCAGUUCUCUCUCGCAGGUGCCCAUGCAUGAAGUCACCUUCUCCACUGUGGACCGACCUAAGCUGCUCAGUCAACUGUCGGCAGUGCUGGCGGACGUGGGGUUGAACAUCCGAGAGGCGCAUGUUUUCUCCACCUCUGAUGGGCUCUCCCUCGACGUCUUUGUCGUUGACGGCUGGCCCUCCGAGGAUGUGGUGGAGAUGCGGGCGGCACUCAUGCGAGCAGCACAGCAAGCGGGGGAAAAUGGUGCGCAGUCAACCCUUCCAGAAGCAUCCGGCCAAUCGAACCCCGCCAUGUCAGAAUCCACAGGCGUGCCGGUGUCCACGUCAGCAGCCACAGCAGCAGCAGGACACGUGGCAGCCUCCAGUUUGUCCGGGGCGGACUCGCGUGUGCGCAUCCCAUCGGACGGGCGGGACGAUUGGGAGAUUGACAACGACCAGCUGAAGCUGCAGCACAAGAUCGCCUCGGGGUCCUUUGGAGACCUCUACCGCGGCACGUACUGUGGGCAGGACGUGGCAAUCAAGAUUCUCAAGGCCGAGCGGCUGAACGACACAUUGCAGCAGGAGUUUGCUCAGGAGGUGUUCAUCAUGCGGAAAGUACGCCACAAGAAUGUGGUUCAAUUUAUUGGGGCCUGCACCAAGCCUCCAAACCUCUCCAUUGUCACCGAGUUCAUGGUGGGCGGCAGUGUGUACGACUAUCUACACAAGCACCGCGGCAGUAUGAAGCUGCCCAUGGUGCUGCGUGUGGGCAUGGACGUGGCCAAGGGAAUGGACUUUCUGCACAAGAACAACAUCAUUCACCGCGACCUUAAGGCUGCAAAUUUGCUCAUGGAUGAAAACGAUGUGGUGAAGGUGGCGGACUUUGGAGUGGCGCGAGUGAAAGCCAACAGUGGCGUCAUGACAGCAGAGACUGGCACCUACCGCUGGAUGGCACCUGAGGUGAUUGAGCACCGGGCAUAUGACCACAAGGCGGAUAUUUUCAGCUUUGGCAUCACGAUGUGGGAGAUGCUGACUGGCAAGCUGCCCUAUCCAGACCUCACACCGUUGCAAGCAGCAGUCAGCGUCGUUCAACGAGGCCUGCGGCCACCCAUCCCCAAGGGCACACACCCUCGGUUGGCAGAUCUCUUUGAGCGCUGCUGGGCUACCAACCCCUCCGACCGGCCUGAGUUCUCCGAGAUCAUCCGAGUCAUUGCCGAGAUUGCACAGGAGCUGGAGGAGGAUGGAGAGGCCGACCAACAGAGACGCGAGAAGCGCGGAGGGUUCUUUGCUUCAUUCAAGAGAGCAGGGUCGGGACCUAGGUGA
Closterium sp. Yama58-4 is the source of this 1491-nucleotide messenger RNA. Lineage: Eukaryota; Viridiplantae; Streptophyta; Zygnematophyceae; Desmidiales; Closteriaceae. The record is from the annotation of a GenBank genome assembly.